AUGACGCUGGCUGGCGAGCUGGAUGGGAGGUUGAGAACGAGCCUGACACACGUCACUGAUGGUUCCAGCGGCCCCCUCACUAAGCCAUUGGCCGAGCCAACUCCGUCGAGGCUUCAUCUGUUCUCAAGGCGAGAGUACUUGAACCCCUCGUUGCCCCUCCAUGUCUAG
Molecule: messenger RNA, 168 nt
Organism: Plenodomus lingam JN3
Lineage: Eukaryota; Fungi; Ascomycota; Dothideomycetes; Pleosporales; Leptosphaeriaceae
Source: RefSeq, a predicted model, not a curated record